Messenger RNA from Mastomys coucha (southern multimammate mouse), 2249 nucleotides. It is a transcript of the gene G6pc1, whose product is annotated as glucose-6-phosphatase catalytic subunit. The transcript is spliced from 5 exons. Gene Ontology annotation, cellular component: membrane. Gene Ontology annotation, molecular function: glucose-6-phosphatase activity. The coding region runs from base 82 to 1155 and encodes 357 amino acids. Gene Ontology annotation, biological process: glucose 6-phosphate metabolic process; gluconeogenesis. Lineage: Eukaryota; Metazoa; Chordata; Mammalia; Rodentia; Muridae. The record is from RefSeq and is a predicted model, not a curated record.
AGCAGAGGAACCAAGGCCAACCAAGCUGGACUCACUGCACGGGCUCUGCUGGCAGCUUCCUGAGGUACCAAGGGAGGAAGGAUGGAGGAAGGAAUGAACAUUCUCCAUGACUUUGGGAUCCAGUCAACUCGCUACCUCCAAGUGAAUUACCAAGACUCUCAGGACUGGUUCAUCUUAGUGUCUGUGAUUGCUGACCUCAGGAAUGCCUUCUAUGUCCUCUUUCCCAUCUGGUUCCAUCUUCAAGAGACUGUGGGCAUCAACCUCCUCUGGGUGGCAGUGGUCGGAGACUGGUUCAACCUCGUCUUUAAGUGGAUUCUGUUUGGACAGCGCCCGUAUUGGUGGGUCCUGGACACCGACUACUACAGCAACAGCUCAGCGCCUCUGAUAAAGCAGUUCCCUGUCACCUGUGAAACUGGACCAGGGAGUCCCUCUGGCCAUGCCAUGGGCACAGCAGGUGUAUACUACGUUAUGGUCACUUCUACUCUUGCUAUCUUUCGUGGAAAGAAAAAGCCCACGUAUGGAUUCCGGUGUUUGAACGUCAUCUUGUGGUUGGGAUACUGGGCUGUGCAGCUGAACGUCUGUCUGUCCCGGAUCUACCUUGCAGCUCAUUUUCCACACCAGGUCGUGGCUGGAGUCUUGUCAGGCAUUGCUGUGGCUGAAAGUUUCAGCCACAUCCGGGGCAUCUACAAUGCCAGCCUCCAGAGGUACUGUCUCAUCACCUUCUUCCUGUUUGGCUUCGCGCUUGGAUUUUACGUGCUGCUAAAAGGGCUAGGGGUGGACCUCCUGUGGACUUUGGAGAAAGCCAAGAGAUGGUGUGAGCGGCCAGAAUGGGUCCACCUUGACACUACACCCUUUGCCAGCCUCUUCAAAAACCUGGGGACCCUCUUGGGGUUGGGGCUGGCCCUCAAUUCCAGCAUGUACCGGAAGAGCCUCAAGGGAGAACUCAGCAAGUCGCUCCCGUUCCGCUUUGCCUGCAUUGUAGCCUCCUUGGUCUUCCUGCAUCUCUUUGACUCUCUGAAGCCCCCAUCCCAGGUUGAGUUGAUCUUCUACGUCUUGUCUUUCUGCAAGAGCGCGACUGUUCCCUUUGCAUCCGUCAGUCUUAUCCCCUACUGCCUAGCCCGCGUCCUGGGACAGACACACAAGAAGUCUUUGUAAGGCAUGCGCGGAGGCUUUGGUAUUUAAAGUCAACUGCCAAGCAAGGGACUAAGAGCAACGAAAGCCUUCUGCAACCCAUUGGGAGGCCAGAGGUGUUCACACCGGCCCUGGUAGCCCUGUCUUUCUUUGCUAUCUUAACCAAAAAGGUGAAAUUUUCAAAAAGUUAACAGGGCUGUUUGAGGAAAACUUGAAUGCUAGAAGCUGGGUCAUUCUGGAUGUUUCCCUGAAGACUCGCUUACCAGCCUCCUGUCAGAUACAGAAGUGCAAGCCCAGGCUAGAGAUCCCAACCGAGAAUGCUCUCACUGUGCAGAAUCUUCAGGCUGGGAAAAGGAAAAGAGCAGCGUGCAUUUGCUAGGAAGAGAAAGAAGGAUCAAGAGCAGGCGAGUGUUUUGUGUAUGGAGCAAAGCCAUGUCUAACCGGCUUCAGUUAUGCCCGAGUCUUUAGGUGCGACACUCUCAAUAAUGAUAGACCAACUGGUGUAAUGAGCAGCCUGUUAAAGGCAAUUAAUUCUGCUUCCAGAUUGUCUCUACUGUACAUAAAAAUCACACCGUGUGCUUGUUAUUCCUGAAUGGUAAUGGUGACUGUCACUCACACCACCUUCUCUAUCACGUCACAACUUUCUCCUCUUCAGCCUAGGUCUGCAUUCCCCAGAAUUCUCCACGGGUUCCCUAGCCCUGUUGCUGGACCCUGCGGUGUCCCGUGGGCAACUGUUUGCUGGUGCUUUUGUAGGGUUAAGUUAAACUCUGAGAUCUUGGGCAAUAUGGCAAGGAGAGCCAGGAUUCCUCUCUCCAAAGGUCACUCCGAUGUUACUUUUGAUUCCUGGGGCAGAAAUAUGACUCCUUUCCCUAGCCCAAGCCAGCCAAGAGCUCCUUCUUAGGGGACAAGGCAGCCCCUCGGUGCCUGUCCUCCAGCCUUGCCUGAUUUACAGAGUGUGUCUUCAAAAAGAAAAAAAUGGUAAAGCUAUUUAUUCAAAAUUCUUUGUUUUUUGCUACGAAUGAUGCAUAUAUUUUCACCCACACCAAGCACUUUGUUCCUAAUAUCUUUGAUAAGAAAACUAUGUGUGCAGUAUUUUAUUAAAGCAACAUUUUAUUUAA